Molecule: messenger RNA, 2548 nt
Organism: Megalops cyprinoides (Indo-Pacific tarpon)
Lineage: Eukaryota; Metazoa; Chordata; Actinopteri; Elopiformes; Megalopidae
Product: rho-related BTB domain-containing protein 2-like
Exons: 10
Coding region: 233-2449 (738 amino acids)
Biological process (GO): small GTPase-mediated signal transduction
Molecular function (GO): GTPase activity; protein binding; GTP binding
Source: RefSeq, a predicted model, not a curated record
CCGCUGCAGACGAGGAAACCCGUCGGCUUCCAGGCACAGCAGUGUAUGAAAUCGUCCAGUCUCACAUGGAGAUAUUAAGGCAGUACUUUGGCCUAGCCUGUUCAGUUAAAUCAGUUAUUCGAAACGUUUGCAUCGGCGAUUGCUGCAGCCGACAGUUUCCAUAACAAACCUUGCUGUACUGCCGGGAAAAUGAGGCUGAGUCCCGGCUUCCUUGAGGUGCAAACUGCAUCCGAUGGGGAUCGCGCCGUCCUUUCGCUUUCAAACAUCGGCCAGCCCGAUGCACCACUUCAUUAUGUUGCGGUCCCAAUUGAUGGAUUCUGACAUGGACUAUGAGAGGCCAAAUGUCGAGACUAUCAAGUGCGUGGUGGUGGGGGACAACGCUGUGGGAAAGACCCGGCUCAUCUGCGCUCGGGCCUGCAACGCCACACUCACCCAGUACCAGCUGCUCGCCACGCACGUGCCCACAGUCUGGGCCAUCGACCAGUACCGUGUUUGCCAGGAGGUUUUGGAGCGGUCCAGGGAUGUGGUGGACGAUGUCAGCGUAUCCCUGCGCCUCUGGGAUACUUUCGGAGAUCAUCACAAGGACCGCCGCUUUGCAUAUGGCAGGUCAGACGUUGUGGUGCUGUGUUUCUCGAUAGCCAACCCCAACUCCCUGCACCAUGUGAAGACCAUGUGGUAUCCGGAGAUCAAGCACUUCUGCCCACGCGCCCCUGUCAUUCUGGUUGGCUGCCAGCUGGACCUGCGCUACGCCGACCUGGAAGCUGUGAACAGGGCACGGCGCCCCCUGGCAAGACCCAUUAAGUCCAAUGAGAUCCUGGCACCAGAGAAGGGUCGUGAGGUGGCCAAGGAGCUGGGCGUGCCCUAUUACGAGACCAGCGUUGUGGCACAGUUUGGGGUGAAGGACGUGUUUGACAAUGCAAUCCGCGCCGCCCUCAUCUCACGCCGGCACCUGCAGUUCUGGAAGUCGCACCUGCGCAACGUGCAGCGGCCCCUCCUGCAAGCGCCCUUCCUCCCGCCCAAGCCCCCGCCCCCCAUCAUCACCGUGCCCGCGCCCCCCUCCUCCACCGAGGAGCACCCGGGCCGGCUGCUGGAGGACCCGCUGUGCGCCGACGUCAUCCUGGUCCUGCAGGAGCGCCAGCGCAUCUUCGCCCACAAGAUCUACCUGGCGACGGCCUCCUCCAAGUUCUACGACCUCUUCCUCAUGGACCUCGGACCCGAGGAGGAGGAGGAGGAGGGGGCGAAGAAGGAGGAGGACGAGGGGCGGCCGCGCCGGGCCCCGCCCCUCUGUGGGCGGGAGCUGCUGAUGCGGGCUGCCAGUUUCGACGUGUGCGAGAGCAGCGAAGGGGGAGGCGACCGGGCCAGCCUGCGGGCCUGCACCAGCGACGGCACCCUGAAAGGGGGCGGCUCGGAGGGGGCCCGACGGGGCAGGCUGCUGUCCUCCUGGAGCCGGGCCUUCGUCAGCAUCCAGGAGGAGCUGGUGGACGACCCGGUCACCUACAGCCCCCGGCUGAUGACGGUGGUGCGCCUGGACCCCUCGGUGCAGCUGGGGCCCUUCCGCGCCGUGCUGCGCUACCUGUACACGGGCCAGCUGGACGAGCGUGAGAAGGAGCUGAUGCACAUCGCACACAUCGCCGAGCUGCUGGAGGUCUUCGACCUGCGCAUGAUGGUGGCCAACAUCCUCAACAACGAGGCCUUCAUGAACCAGGAGAUCACCAAAGCCUUCCACGUGCGCCGCACCAACCGCGUCAAGGAAUGUCUGGCCAAGGGCACCUUCUCAGAUGUGGUGUUCAAAUUGGAUGAUGGCACCAUCCUGGCCCACAAGCCCCUGCUCAUCUCCAGCUGUGACUGGAUGGCGGCUAUGUUUGGGGGGCCCUUCGUGGAGAGCUGCACCAAAGAGGUGCUGUUCCCAAACACCACGCGCAGCUGCAUGCGGGCGGUGCUGGAGUACCUGUACACUGGACGCUUCUGUUCACGGCCUGACCUGGACGCCAUGGAGCUCAUCGUCCUGGCCAACCGUCUCUGCCUGCCUCAUCUGGUGGCCCUCACAGAGCUGUACACGGUCACAGUACUAAUGGAAGCUGCUAUGAUGGGGGCUGAUAUUGAUGGGGACGUGCUGGUAUACCUCGAGAUGGCUCAGUUUCACUGUGCCCAUCAGCUCACUAACUGGUGCCUUCAUCACAUCUGCACCAACUACAACAGCGUGUGCCGCAAGUUCCCUCGAGACAUGAAGGCCAAGUCCACAGAGAACCAGGACUACUUUGAGAAGCACCGCUGGCCGCCGGUGUGGUACCUGAAGGAGGACGAUCACUACCAGAGAGCACGCAAGGAGCGAGAGAAGGAAGACUACCUGUACCAGAAAAGACAGUGCAAGCGAAAGUGGCUCUUCUGGAACUUCCCCUCCUCCCCCUCCUCCAAUCCCUCCUCCUCUGGUUCCUCGGCUAUUGUCUGAGCAGCUUUCCAGGGAGCGGCUCCACAUGCUUUUGGAAUUACAGAGGGAAGGGGCUGGAGUGUGAAGCUUCAGCAGCGUUGACUGGACAGGCCCAGCUCA